AUGGCCACAAACGAGAAGGACGGCAAGUCGCCGCUCGACGUCACGUCGGUGCCGUCGCACGAGGAGGCGACCAUCAGCACGCCCCCGAACGAGAAGGACCGCGCGCCGAUCAACCCGCUGCUCGAGCAGUAUCUCAACAUGAACCCAGCUGAGAAGGCUGCGUUCGACAAGAAGCUCCUCCGCAGGAUCGACUGGCACCUUAUCCCGUGGAUGACUAUCCUCUACCUCAUGUCCUUCCUCGACCGUGUCAACAUCGGUACCGCCAAGCUCUGGAUCUUCUUCGUCUCCUAUGUCGCCUUCGAGAUCCCCUCCAACCUCGUCCUCAAGAAGCUCCGACCAUCGCGCUACAUUCCCGCGACGGUCAUCAUCUGGUCGCUCUUCCAAAUCUUCAUGGGCCUCGUCACCAACUAUGGCCAGCUCGUCGCGCUCCGCUUCUGCCUCGGUGCCGCCGAGGCAGGACUCUUCCCCGGCCUCAACUUCUACCUUAACGGCUGGUACCGUCGCGAGGAGCUCGCCAAGCGUACUUCCAUCUUCUUCGGUGGCGCCGUCCUCGCCGGUGCCUUUGGCGGUAUCUUUGGCUGGGCGCUCGGCCACAUGGAGGGUAUUGGCGGCAAGGCCGGCUGGGCUUGGAUCUUCAUUAUCGAGGGCUUAAUCACUUUCGUGUGCGGUGUUCUAAGCUUCUGGCUCAUCUACGACUGGCCUGACCGCGCGCGCUUCCUCACCGACAUGGAGCGCGAGGUGGUUCACUACCGCCUCAAGGCCGACUCUGGUCUCGGCACCCAGGGCAAGUUCUCGUGGAAGACGAUCCGCCGCGGCUUCACCGACUGGAAGACGUGGGUCUUCAUGCUCAACUACCUUGGCCCGGCGCAGUGCAUCUACUCCCAGUCCAUGUUCGCGCCGUCCAUUGUCGCGUCGCUCGGCACCUGGACCCGCCCCCAGUCGCUGCUGCUGUCCGUUCCGCCGUACAUCAUUGCGUUCGGCACAACGCUCGGCACGGCGUGGCUGUCCGACAAGUGGCUCAAGCGCGGCAUCUUCAACAUGUUCUGGGGCACGCUCGCCGUCGUCGGCUACGUUAUUCUGAUGGUCACGCACAACGCUGGGGCCAAGUACUUUGCCGUCUUCUUCACGACGCUCGCCAUCGCGCCCAUGAUCUCCAACACGAUCGUGUGGACCGGCAACAACUUUGGCUCGCACUACAAGAAGGCCGUCGCGAUGGGCAUGGUCUUCUCGGCCGGCAACUCGGGUGGUAUCUGGGCUGCGUUGGCGUACCGCUCCAAGGACGCCAAGCCGACCAACGGCCAGGUGCCCUACCUCCCCGGCCACGCCACUGCGAUGGCUUUCGCCGCUGCCAACGUCAUCACCUCGGUCAUUCUUUGGUUCUUCAUGCGCCGUGAGAACCAGCGUCGCGAGCGCGAGUACGGCCCUGCCCCUGGCCCCGACGAGCAGCACAACAUCGACGACCCGGCAUACCGCGCCAAGUGGGGUCUCGAGGGCAUGAGCCGCGACGACAUCCUCAACCUCGGCGACGACCACCCGGCGUUCCGCUUUAUUCUGUAG
This is a messenger RNA of Vanrija pseudolonga, 1557 nucleotides long. Its product is annotated as putative transporterc. Gene Ontology annotation, molecular function: transmembrane transporter activity. The record is from RefSeq and is a predicted model, not a curated record. The transcript has 5 exons. The coding region runs from base 1 to 1557 and encodes 518 amino acids. Gene Ontology annotation, cellular component: membrane. Gene Ontology annotation, biological process: transmembrane transport. Lineage: Eukaryota; Fungi; Basidiomycota; Tremellomycetes; Trichosporonales; Trichosporonaceae.